Mytilus californianus (California mussel) is the source of this 5241-nucleotide messenger RNA. RefSeq names its product vitamin D3 hydroxylase-associated protein-like. Lineage: Eukaryota; Metazoa; Mollusca; Bivalvia; Mytilida; Mytilidae. The record is from RefSeq and is a predicted model, not a curated record. The transcript has 16 exons. Gene Ontology annotation, molecular function: amidase activity; fatty acid amide hydrolase activity. Gene Ontology annotation, biological process: fatty acid catabolic process. Bases 196 to 2013 code for a protein of 605 amino acids.
CUACUGGUUCCAUGAGAUGUGAGCUUUUUGUUUGUCUCCUAUAGGCUACGAGUAAUGUUAUGAUUUAAAACCAGUAGAGCAGACGGAAAACAACUCAAAACUUUGAACAUUACGAACUAUAUACAAGAGGUAAUUGACCGUAUUCAUUAGUAUUGCAGUAUACGACUAAAGUACACAGUAUACUCUAAAAUCAGGAUGGAGGGGUUGUGGUGUUGUACAGAAGCUAUGGAUAGACUCAUUAGACCAUUUUGGAAACCAGAUGAGGAUCGGAACAGGAGUGCUAAAAUUCUGUGUGGUGUGGUUGCUGCAGUUUACAUAUCCAACCAAGUAGUCAGGAAAAUCAUAAAUAUAGUUCAAAAGCAACAGCUAAAGAAGAAAAUUAAAGAGAAAAGGGAAGAAAGUAAACUGUCUAAAGCCAAACUUGAAGAGCAUUUAAAAGGGAAAGAGAUAAGUACCAAAACAGUAGAAAGAAUACUGAGCCUUUCAUUUAAAGAACUCCAAGCUGAACUACAAUCAGGGAAACUGUCUGCAGUCGAUGUGUUAAACGUCUAUCAAAUCAAAGCAUUGGAAGUUGAUAAAAGGACUAACUGUAUAACAGAAAUAGUAUGGGAGGCAGAGGAAACAGCUUUACAACUAGAUUUAGACAGCAAGAAGAAGGGUCCAUUGUAUGGAAUACCUGUUAGUAUCAAGGAGACAUACACUAUGCCAGGAUAUCCCUGUACAGGAGGAAUGAUGUUUUAUUUUGAUGACCCAGUCACUGAAGAAAAUAUUCUAGUCCAGGUUUUAAAGAAGCAAGGGGCAAUUCCAUUUGUCAGGACCAACGUUCCACAAACUUUAAUGACAUUUGAAUGUUCUAAUUCACUAUAUGGCACAACAGGAAACCCAUACGACCCCACUCGGAUCCCAGGGGGAUCAUCAGGUGGUGAGGCUGCUCUGAUUGGUGGAGGGGGUUCUAUUCUAGGAAUGGGAGGAGAUAUUGGUGGCAGUCUGAGGAUCCCAGCACAUAUGGCAGGAUGUUGCUCACUCAAACCAUCUGGUGGUAGACUAAGUCGCAGAGGCCAAAAUAAGUUUAACAAAGGAGAAACUUUAGUACAGGCCCAGACAGGGCCAAUGGCAGCUGAGGUAGAUGGUCUGGUUAACUGUAUGAGAUGUUUACUGGUACCUGAGAUGUUUACUUUAGAUCCAGCAGUGCCACCUAUACCUUUCAGAGAGGAGAUAUUUACAGGGAAACAUAAGCUGACAAUAGGUUUCUACAUAGAUGAUGGUAACUUGAAAGCUGUUCCUGCAUGUCAGAGGGCGGUGUUAGAGGUCAAGGCUAUUUUAGAAUCCCAAGGUCAUACAUUAGUCCCUUUUAAACCUGUUGAUGUUCACAGAAUGGUAGCACUUUUUCUGAAAUCUGUAUUUGCAGACGGUGGAAAAAGUUAUGUAAAUGUGUUAGAAAAAGACAUUGUUGAUCCUUCAUUACGUAGGAUUAGAUUUGCAUUUGGGCUGCCACAUUGGUUUAGGAAAUUGUUUAGUUAUGUUGCCAAAAUAAUAACAAAGGACCAGUUUACUUAUCUAUUGAUACAGAGUGGAUGUGGUGUAGAAUCAGUAACAGAAUAUUGGGAUUUAGCUAUGAAUAUAGAGAGUUACAGAACAGAUUUUUUAAAGAAAUGGCGAGAUAACAAGUUAGAUGCUGUUAUUUGUCCAGGAUUCGCUUUUACAGCAGUUCCUUCAGGGAGAGUCACAGAUGUAACAGGUGGAGUGACCUAUACAAACCUCUACAAUUUGUUGGACUACACAGCAGGAACCUUAAAAGUGACAAAUGUGACACAGGCUGAUCUGGAUAACUUCAAACAUUACCCAUCUAAUACCUGGAUGGAAAAAAACAUCAAGAAGUUUGCAGAAGGUUCCAAAGGUUUACCUGUUGGAGUACAGUUUGUAGGCUUAUCCUACCAAGAAGAAUUGGUUCUAAGAUUAAUGAAAGAAGUGGAAACAUGCUUGCAUAAGAAUAGUUCAAAAGAAAAAUUGUAAAUGUAAUUGUUAAGUAAUUUAUAUUAAGAUUUUUUUCAUUUAUUUAUUAUAUAAAGAGCAAAAUACCAUGAUAAAUGAAAUAAAUUCAAACAAGUGCUUGUAAACAAAAAAAAAUCAAUAAGUAUUCCUUAAAAAAGUAACAUUCUCCUGGGUGCUGGCAUAUUGAUCUCUUUUUUUUCCUUCUCACUUCAUUUAGGUUUUUGAAUUUAGGUGCAUCUUAAAAGAAGAUCUUUGUAUUGAUAUAUUGGCUCAUUCAGUAAAUUUGCUUUUGAAAUACUGUGCAUAUAUUUAAGGCAAUGGCCAGUUCAUAUUCAAAAUCUUUUAGAUUAAAAAUACACAAGUCUGAAUGGAACAGCAAUAGGAUUUCCUUCAUAUAUCUAUAUAUUCAAUGUUUAAUUCUAGAUAUAAAUAGUCAUUUUUUGUCUUAAUAAAAUAUACCAGUACUUUUGACUCUUAUUUGUGACAAGAACUACCUCCAAUAACAACAUUCAAGUAAAUAUAUAGUCACUCUUGUUUAUAAGGAUUAAGUUUAUGGAAUUUUUCAUUAUUUCAAUAUAAAUGUAAUAUGACAUGAAAUGUUAUAAUAAGGAUUAAUCCACUUUUGUUUAUUCCUGUUGUCCAGGAGCAUAUUCAUGGUUUGAACUUUUAUUCUUCUUUAGGAAAAAAAUAAUUCAAUCAAAUUAUAUUUAAACAGUAUUGAUGUAUUUUUAUCUGCAAAUUUUUUUUAUUUAUCAAAAACUAUUAUUAAAUAAUUUGAAUUUGAAAAAAAUGAGAUGUUUUCUAUUAGAGUUGUGAAUCAAAUGACUUGGCAAUCAAAUGACUUGGCAAUCAAAUGACUUGGCAAUCAAAUGACUUGGCAAUCAGAACAUAUUUUAAUUAUUUAUCAAAUUUUUUUUCCAGUAUUUAUCAUAUAUUAGUUUUUUAUAUAUUUAUGUAACUUUGACUGUGAUUUAUAUUGUUAUACAUGAAUUGCUUACCAUGUAAUACCUCAUUGUUAGACCAAUCUGUUUUAUAAGAAGCUAUUACAUGGACAUCUUUAUCCUAUAAAAUUAACUGGGAAAUAAGCAAGGACAGCUUUCUGGUGUCUUUUUCACAUUGAGGUUGAAAAGUUUGUUUGCUAAUUAUUUGAAUUAAGAUUUAUUAUUAUAAAAAAGGAAUAAUAUUAAAGAAAUAAUUUAUGGAAGCCAUAGAUUUGUUGGAAAUUUACACAUGGCCUGGGCCGUGAUAUUCGAAUUUUAUCCUGAGCGUUGACUUGCUGAAAUCAGUAAAUGUGCGAAUAAUGCAAUAUUAUCCGAAUUUGGAGGCAUCACAUAACGGAAAAACCUUCAGCUUUAGCGUUUUCAUUCGUAUGACGUCAUGUUUUGAAAUUACUUUAAUGCACCAAAAGCAUUAAUGGAAUUUCGCGGAAUUUUAUUUUAUUUUGAUUUUGUACAUUUUUCCCACAUUUUCCGAGCUCUAGUGCAUCAAUUCUUUUUGUUAUGCAUCAGAAUAAGAAUGAAGGUUCUGUUUUUUUUUCAAUUGCAAUUUUUAACACAGCGAAAUCGGCAUAACCUUUGCACAAAGGUUACGAUACAAUUGGAUAUACAUUGGGAGGUAUAUUGUAACAGCCGUUAUUAUGCACAUCUAUGAGUCUGCGCUAAGUAUAGAUAUAUCGAGAAAUUAUCAUGGUGUUGUUUACAAAACGAAAGAAGCACAUCAUAUUAGAAUUAUUAUUAUUAAAGGAACAGUAUACAUUUUUACUCAUGUUUGUUGUAAGUAUAAAUGAAUUUUUUGGUUGUUUUUAUACCUCCCACAAACAAAGUAUAUGUUUAUGGUAUGGGGGUAUAUAGGAAUUACCCUGUCUGUCAAUAUGACUUGCAUGGUCAACUUCUCCUAAAUGACAAGAUGGAAAUUGUUUAAAGUUUACAAUGUCGGACACUACCCCAGGAUGUGUAUUUUUGUCCAACAUUCAAAAGGGGAGAUAAUCAAACUGACCUCAAUAUUGCAACAGUCUCUGGUAAGCUUAACAACAGCUAGACAGAUAUUGAUAACAAUUUACACAGUUGCAGAGUAUUACCCAUGAAUGUAAUCCCUGUCUUCCAUUAAAAAGGAACUCUCAGAACUAGCUCCUAGAAAACUAAAAUUGUUCUUAUGUUAAAGGGGAGAUAAUCAGAUUUAGUUACUUCAAUUUUGCAACAUGUGGCAAUAACUUGAAAGCAUAACUCCUCCUUUACAGUUGAAUGGAUAUUAAUGAAACUUUACUUUACCUAAGGAUGUGCAUAGAGGAAUGUUAUCCCUGUCCUACUUUUUACAGGGGAAUCUGACCUACCUCCCAGAAAACUAAAAUUGUUUUUGUUCUGUGAAAGUGGAGUUAAUGGAAUUUACUUACUUCAAUACUGCAACAUGUUGUCAUAACUUGUAAGUGUAACUCAUCUUUAACAGCUAUAUAAUAUUGAUAAAACUUGACAAAGUUGUAGAACCUAAUCUGAGAAUUUGAAUGUGGGAAAAUUAUCUGUCAUGUUGAAAGGGGAGGUAUUAAUUUGCUUCAAUAUUGCAAAUUGUGGUAAUAACUUAUAGGGACAAAUCCUCCUAAACGGCUAGACAGAUAUUGAUAUAAAGAUAUGCAUUAAGUGAUAUGAUUAUGUUCCCAAAUUUCAAAGGAGAGAUAAUCUUACUUACUUCAAAGCUGCAAUAUGUUGUAAGAGUCUCUCAUAAGCUAAACAACACCUAAACAGCUUGACAGAUAUUAAUGAAAAUGAACACAAUAUAUUGUAGAAUAUAUAGUACCUUACGAGGUGCAUAAAAGAAUGUUAUCCUUGUCCUACAUUGUUAAGAGGACCCUUUCUCCUAGCUCCUAGAAGACAAAAUUUGUUUUAGCUUGGAUUCCCAUUUUGUAAAUUUUUAUAGACUGAGUCAUUUUGUUUUAAGAUACAUUGAUAAUAGUUCAGGGAGAGAGUAUCCUUUAGCGAGUUCAUAAACAUACAGUAGAAAAAACAAGUAUGAAAUAUUGAUAACUCAAAUCAAACCAGAAGAAAAGUCAAUGUAUGUUUUCAUUAAACUUAAUUCUGGUUCAAAUUGAUAGAAAUAAAGUUAUUUUAAAGACAACCUUAAUAUUUUUUUUAAUAACAUAUUUUUCAUGUUAAGAUUGGAAAGUUAAUGUUUAAGCUGUAGGUGCUAGCAUUAUUCUUUUUAUUGUGUAAUAAGUUUAAUAGUUAUGAACUAUGAUUGUUGCAUUAAAAUUUUGUAUGA